Cyprinus carpio (common carp) is the source of this 1666-nucleotide messenger RNA. RefSeq names its product myeloid-associated differentiation marker homolog. Gene Ontology annotation, cellular component: membrane. Lineage: Eukaryota; Metazoa; Chordata; Actinopteri; Cypriniformes; Cyprinidae. The record is from RefSeq and is a predicted model, not a curated record.
UCUAUUCUAGUGUCAACAUGAUCAAACAUGUUUGCUGUCACCUGAGAAGGAACUGAAUUUUUACUACUGAAUUUUCAUUCCCGGCUAUUGAUUUUUCAAGAAUCCCUGUGGAAUACAAAAACCGGAGGACGACGUGAGGAGAAAAAAAAGAAAAGUUUAACUGGAUCUGUUAUGGAUUUGUUGACAUUUAUGGCACAGUGAAACCGCACAAAGAAGCUCGGAAGAAUGUAACACGGUUUUGAGGAAUCAAAUCAUUGGGAUUCUCAAAAACAAAACAAAAAGCAAAGGCUUUGGGAUUCGUGAAAGAGUUUCGUCAUGUUGCACUUGGAUUUCAGAUCACUGAUUCUUCCGAUUGGCAUCGUUCGGAUGGUGGAGGUGCUUCUAACAUGCAUCUGCUUUGCACUGGCGGCGUCAGCGGGAAUCCCGGUCACAGCCACGUCCCAUUGGGCUUGGUGCAUGUUCUGCUGGUGCUUCUGCUGUUUCACGACCCUCCUCAUCAUCAUUUUGGAGUUUACCAACCUGAACACCAAAGUGCCCAUUUCCUGGGAAGACUUCACCAUGGCUUUUGCUAUGUUGGCCACACUUAUGAUGGUCACCAUUGCAAUCAUCUACCCCACGUUCUUCGCCUGCCCCUCCUGCUCCAGGCAGAUCGGGGCGUCUGCGGUGUCCUGGUUGUGUUUCGGGCUGUACGCCGCAGAAGUCUGGUUGGUCCACAAAAGACCCGGUGAAACCAGCGGCUUUCUCACCACCGUUCCCGGUCUCCUCAAGAUCCUGGAGACAUUUGUCGCCUGCAUCAUAUUCACGUCUUUGAGUCCCGCCGAAUAUAAGGCGGUUCCAGCAACGCAGUGGUGCGUGGCCGUCUUCUCCAUAUGCUUUGUUUUUUCAUUGCUGAUUGUUUUCCUCACCAUCGCCAAGCUGUCUUCCAUCUUUCCAUUUUCUUUUGACAAAGCGGUCAUUAGCUUCAACAUCCUGGCUGUGGCUAUGUACGCAACCGCUGUUGUUAUCUGGCCACUAUAUGUGUUUGACAGAAACCCACGUCCAGAUAAUUGUAACCUGUGUCCAUGGGAUGAUCUGGUGGUGGUGACCUUCAUGACCAUCAUAAACUUCUUCGUAUACACUGGAGAUUUGGCCUACUCUGUUAAAAUAGUAUUCUUUACCUAUCGUGGCCAGGAGUAACGCCUUACCCAUGCCAUAUCAUUGGUUUAACAUGAAAAAUAAUCUAUGUAACAAGGAUGUUAUUGGAUAUGUUGUAUAUACUGAGCGAACCUUACACAAAAAAAUCCACGGGCAAAAAAGGUCCAUUGUUUGUCAGUAAUGUAGCGAUGCAUGAAGCACCUCUCACUGAGAGGUCACUUCCGAGGCCAAAACGCGAAUUUAAUGUUGAACGAACUUUAAUCUGAAGCAGAAAUUGCGCGAGGAAACGUUUCGCCUCGCACGAAAUACCAAACCGCACGGAUUUGAAUUUGGUCGCGGAUUUUCUCCAUGCAAAGGUAAAUGUGGCCACGCCCUAAUUAGUCAGACACAUUACGUAUAAGGUUUAGUACAGAGUUUAAUUCCCAGGAAGUCACACACGACUAAUAUUUAUUCAUUGUAAAUUAAUUAUAUAAGUUAAUUAUGAAAUCAUUAGCCUAUAGCCUACUAAACUUCGUAUCGAUUUAUAUCACUC